This is a messenger RNA of Anneissia japonica, 4579 nucleotides long. RefSeq names its product divergent protein kinase domain 2A-like. NCBI's taxonomy places the organism in Eukaryota, Metazoa, Echinodermata, Crinoidea, Comatulida, Comatulidae. The transcript has 7 exons. The record is from RefSeq and is a predicted model, not a curated record. Bases 276 to 1538 code for a protein of 420 amino acids.
GUUUUGAUGUGCGGCGUGAAGCAGCCGGGCAAAGGCUUCACAUAGCAGAACUUUUUGGCAUUCCCAAGCAGAAAGAGGCCUUCCCAAGCAGAAAGAGGCCUGGAGUUGAGCAAAGUCGUGAUGUUGCAUGCGUAGGUUCGUGUGCAAAAGACCAAUUCAAACUUGUCGCCAUAUAGCGCUGAAUUCUAGGCUAUCUUCAUAGCACUAAAGAAGACCCCCGUGUUUGUUGACAAGUGAAAUUGAAAAAAUGGCAUUCGUCAAACAAGUGCUAUAUAAUGAAGGUGUGGAGCCAAAGACUUGACCGGCCAUUGAAUAUAAUCAAGAAGCGGAAAUCGAUAAUUGCCCUUACGCUCUUUGUUUUCUGUAUCAUAUACAUGAAAAUUUAUUAUGUGUUUUCUAAGAACCAACUACAAAACUUUGAAUUCCUGGAGUCACGGAAAUGCCCUGCGUGCUAUGGCACAAGUCUCUGCGGUAGCUUCCAGCGCGGUGAACUUGAUCUUGAAUCAUUCUAUAAAUUCCGGCUACUCGAUGUUGUUAAUGUUAAGAACGUUUUCUUCGGCCGACACCAGGAGAAGUCAGUUGUGUUUAAAAAACUUGGUCAUAACACGGAACUGAAGAAACUAGAUGAGAAGAUCUGUAAAAAAGCCAAUUUAGAACCUAGUUGUGAUCUUUCCCGUGUUAUUUUCCAAACAGACCUUACAAAUGCCAUCAAGGAUGGGAAGAUCCAUGUUGAUGCAGUCAAGGGGUUGUCUGACAUUGUUCGUUGCCCUUCUCAACGAUUGCUUGAUAGAAUCUGGUCACGUUACCAGGAGCGAUCAUGGAUUGGUGGAGUAAAGCAUCACCAACAACUUAACCUUAUAACAACAUUACUUUUCAAUCCUGAGCCUCUUAUUUUACAGACUUUCCCAAAAACGGAAGGAUGGCCAUUUCCCGAAUAUGAAGGUGCUUGUGGGAGAUUCAUUGUUGAGGAAAACAUCGGACCCUCGUUAGGUACGUUCUUUCACCAUCCUUGGGAGGAACGUGUUAAGCUAGCUUAUCAACUGACUGAAUUGUGUGAACGUUUGACAAACAACAACGAUGACUAUGCCCUGUAUUUAACUGAUGUAACAUAUGACAAUUUUGCAGUGGCAGCAGAUGGAAGUGUGUAUGUUAUAGAUGCCGAAAAUAUUGUCGUAGUGGAUAAGAAAAAGAUUAGAAAUGAUAAACCAGCAGACUGGGACGUUGCACUGGAGGCAAUCAAUGAUGACUGCAAAGGUGUAAACUCUGACUGCUUGAUGUUCUCUCCCGAUCUGCUAUGUAGCAGGCUACAGGCUGAUCACAAUUACUUUGCACUCUGUCAUGCUAUUCUUGGUCCUGAAGCCACGCACUCACUUAUGUAUGGUGGACUUUUGCACGACAUUCCAGGAACAGUCCUCGAGAAACAACAGCUGCUUCAUUUAUUGGCAGAGUGCCAGCAACCAAAAGAGCGCUACGGCCGUUUCAAAGCUUUCCCUGCACUCAUGGCACUUCUCAAGAAAUUAGCUGAAGAAAGCAGGUAAUGGAAGGUGUUAUGGGUGAUAUUAAAGCUGAAAUUGAUGCUGAAUGAGUGGCUCUUGGGGCCUUUGCAGAAAUAUACAGUACCGGUAUUAGCGACAGAGGGAGUUAAAAAUAGCAACAUUGAUAAACUGUGUCAUAGUUGCUGAUGUAACAGGGUUCCAGUGUAUGCCCAUCACAUGAAAACUGUAUUCAGCAAAGAUAAAAAUUGCUUUUUUUUUCCCAACUCAACUAGUUUGGAUGAAGACAUUUGUGGGGAGCAUAGGCACGGACAGUUUGAACCGUCAACCUUGAUGUUGGGCGUUUGAGUUUCUCGGUGUCCAAGGCAUGUUAUCCACAUUUUCUCUCUAAUCAAGUGCAUAAAGUGGGUACCUGAGAGUAUCUAAUACAAAGUGCUGAUUGUACCUUCGUAUGGAAUUGUGCUCCUCAGGGAGCUAAAGACAUGUUCCAUAGUCGUUGGAUCCAAUGACUGGAGUUAUUAAUAAUAGAGUGCAUAGAGGUCAUAGUUUAUUGGAAUAUGCCCUAUAUGGGGCAUUAUUAGGGAGCUUUUGAUUGCUUGAUGACGGUAGGACGUCACUAACAAUCAUCUGCGCAUGCGAGAAAUGUUAAGUUCUCCUCGUGUUGAUUCUAGGAUUCAAUUUGGCCAAAUCUAUGUAUGCAGAGAACGUAUCACGUCCGGUAGGUCCGUCACGCAUGAGUGAUUCUGCUCUAGCGUCACCUUGUUGAACAAAUGAAAAGCUCCCUACUAUUAAUGUGAUGAGUAAAUAACCAAAAUACACUUAUUCAAGCAUACAUGAGCCUUCAGGUGUCUUCUGAAGAAGCAGUUAUGCAAGAAAAGGGAAAUCUAUAUUAACUGUAUAGUUUACUUGCAAAGUUCUGCAAUGAUGGUCUAUAGAGGGAGACUCUACUAUUUAUAAUAUAAUAUAGUCUACUUAGAUAUACUAAUAUAUAAUUAUGCAUAUACAGAUCCGCUGAGCGGUGUCCGUUUAGUACGAGAAUGUGUAAAAAAUCAUCAAACACGGUCAAAAAUGCCUGAGAGGACAGGGACUUCUUCCCCUACCCCACCGUGGCUCUACACAACCCCAGGGUAGUAAGGUCCUGGGGCCCCAAACCUUUUUGUUACGCCACUUAUUCAGCCUACUAUCUGAAACACUAGAGGGGCAUCUGUGAAACAGAACCAGGGACCUAAACAUCCCCACCUACGCAACGAAGGUCAAAUAUAGAUUGAUCAGUGGCGGAUCCAGGAAUUUGAAAUAAAGUUGGCCCAGGGAUGAACUUUCACAUAGUCUGGCCCACCUCAGCUCUACCAUGGUUGGGGCCGAGGUAAAAAAAAUUAUGAUUAUGGCACGUCUAGAUGGCCUGAAUGGCACUCUCAGAUUUAAACUUGAUUAUGAUUUGGCCUUUUUUCUCCAUUUCUUUUUAUAAUUUUGAAAAAUUUAGGGGACCCAGGCUGGCUUUCCCCUCCCUUCCCCCCACCAUUGAAUCCAACACUGCUGAUCUAAUAACAAUUUGUUGACACUUGUGGGUUUCCUAAAUUCUAAUAGAGUACAGUGUAAAGUGUUCUAUUUUCCCUAUGAUCUAAUGGUACUCAGAGUUUAUUGUAACACACACCAUGAUGGAGAAGCCUGGAUGUGGGUUGCCAGGUUUAUAUCACAUAUAUCUCACUACAUGUUUUCUUUGCUUUUACUAAGGCUUCUUGCAAGGUUUGUGUUUUGCUUUCUUUUUGUAGUGAACUUGCUCUUCACCUCAAUUUGCCAUUAGCAGCUGCAGACUUCAUUUACUCUCAGGGUUUCAGCUGGUGUCUCUGCAGUUGCACUCAAUCUUCUCUUUAAAUACUUAUUCUCUUGAUGCAGUGUCUUUCCAUCCUAAGACUAACCUAUCUCUGAUCUUCUCUUCUUCUAGCAUUUCAAACUUGGAAGUGACUGCCAAGUGGCACUGACGAAUCGACAAAUUACUUUAUCGAUUCCUCUUGUUGCUGUGUUGCCGAAUGGAACUGAACCCUUCCAUAUAGUGCAUUGUGUUUAAUCACAAGUGCUUCUUCUAGUGCAGUUUUAAUUUAGUUUGUGUCUGCCAUCUGCUCUGCUAAAAGUUCUUCUAAUUAACUUUCUGUAGCCCUUUACAGUUCAUCGGCAAAGGAGCUGGUAUCAUGCAUGAAUCUGUAUCUCUAUUUUUGUUUGUAUUCAUUUUCUUUUUUAUUAUUAUUUUUUUAAAAUAAAAGAAUGCACACACUAGUACUUGCCAAACUAGUUCCAGUAGAAAUACUUUUUUUCCUCAUGAAUGAAAACAACAUUACUUUAAGGAGUAAGAAAAUAAGGGGAAAUAACCCUUGGUAUUUGUAAAACAUCAUGCAUUAUAUCUUAUUACCACCCUGACCUUCCUGUUACAUUUAUAAAUAGUUCUAAAUAAACAAAAAAAGUAAUAGAAAUAAUAAUAUUGAUUGUUAAUCGGGUUCAGGAAACAAACUUUAAGAAAUGUCGAUUAUUAUGCUAUAUAUAACAAAUAUAAUGUCAACUAGUACCUAUAAUAAAUAAAUAACUCUAAUUAUUUUAAUAAUAACACUCAUAUUAAAGUAAUUAGAUUGUAUUGCAUCAUGUGUUUUACAUAGGCCUACUGUACCUGACUUGUUGCAAUGAUAAUUGUAUUAAUUUAAUGUGAAAUUGGUGUAAUGUUAUGUUAUAUGUACUCUAUUAAUUAUAAGCUGCAACUUUAUUAAAAAUGGAAUAUAAUAUUUCUAGUGAUGCUACUAAAAGGAACAGGGUUUGCUAAUUAUUUAAAAAUGGUUUUCAUUAGGUUAUUUACAGUAUAACUUUUUAUUUCUAUUUAUCUUUUUUAAGAAAAUUAGUGAUGUCGAGAGCAGUUCGUACAAUACAGGAGAAAAUAAUAUUAUAUAAUGUACCGUAUAAAUUCUGUCUAACACUUUGAGUGGUGAAGCACUCGGUUUUAGUGUAAUAUGGAGACAUAAAAUAUUUUUAAAAUAAUGUCUUUAAAUGAAGAGGAAAUAAAUAAUACAAUGAUUUUAAAUAAAUACAUGAUAUUGGAAAUAUGA